AUGAGUCAAUCGACAGCAAAAAACUUGAGGGAUUUGUUGAUUAAGCAACAACUCAAUAGCAAAAUCAAAUUUAAAGGGGAACCUGUCAACAAAAUACAACCAAAUAGAAAAUAAUCUGGUAAUUGGGAUAAAAAAGUGGAUAUAUCUCAAUGCUCCUGCAAUCAGAAGAAUUGCACGAUAUGCAUGAAGAAAAGAGUUGUGAUAAAUGCUUCUCCUCUUUUGAAAGUCAAGGUAGCAACCAAAAACCAAGCUUGUGAUCAAGAUAGUAGAAGGGAAAUUAAGGUAACAAGUUCAGUUUCUGCUCAUCAAUCUCCUAACCGUGAGAAACAGUAUUAAAUGCAACAAAUGUUCUUGUAAAAGCAAUUGCAAAGUCAUCUACAACAAUUAUAAGAGUCUCGUCCUUAGUCGAGACAAGCUCCCAAAGAACAAAGUAAAAAGCCAUAAUUUUAUCAUAACAUGGAAAACUUUUUAAAUAACUAUUAUCAAAAGGGAAAUCUCAGUAAUUCAUAGUUGUAUGAGAACAGUUAUAAUGUUAAGUCCAAAGUCAUUCCAAAAAGAAUUGAAUCAAAAAGUCAUGUCCUUAGCAACACUUAAACAUCCUUCAAGUUGAAGCUCAAUCAACAAGGACCCAAAUUUUCAGCCAUUAUCAAUUCAGGAUUAGUUGAAUCAGCUCCAAAUUCUCCCAAUAAUCAUGAAAAUUCUACAAAGAGCAAAAUCACUCCAAAUGAUUCUAUCUCGAAAAGUAAAAUCAAUUAAAAUGACUCGAAAUCUAGUGAAAUCAGAAGAAAAUCUACAGGAGAAAUCUCAGAAAAAACUCAAAUUCUCGGUUUGAAAAUAGAUGAAUAAGUUGGUAGAUUGCAUUUUAAAUUUCUCUAUGUAAUUGGAAAAGGAGGCUUUGGAAGAGUUUGGAGAGUAGAAAUGAAAAAGAACAAAAAAUUAUUCGCCUUAAAAGAAAUGUCCAAGGCUAAAGUCAUCUAAAAAAGAAGUGUCAAUUCAGUGUUGAAUGAAAAAUACCUUCUAGAACACUUGCAUCAUCCCUUUUUAGUUAACAUGUGGUAUGCAUUCUAAGACAGAGAAAACCUAUUUUUAAUCAUAGAUCUAUUAACUGGAGGUGAUCUCAGAUUUCAUCUAGGUAAAAUGAGAAGAUUUAGUGAAGCAUAAGCAAAAUUUUUCGUUGCUUGUAUUUUAUUGGCUUUAACCUAUCUACAUUAAAAUGGAAUUAUUCACAGAGAUCUCAAACCUGAAAAUUUGGUAUUGGAUGAAGAUGGUUACAUGAGAUUAACAGAUUUGGGAAUAGCUAGAAUGAAUAAGGGAAACAAUGCUGGAGACACUUCAGGAACACCUGGAUACAUGGCUCCAGAGGUUAUGUGUAGAAUGGAUCACUCUGUUGUGGCUGACUAUUAUGCUUUAGGUGUCAUUGCAUAUGAAUUAAUGCUUGGAAGGAGACCAUACAACGGAAGAACUCGAUAAGAUAUAAGAGAGUAAAUAUUAGCUAAGCAAGUUCAAGUCAAAAAGGAGGAAUUACCUCUUGGAUGGAGUGAGAAUUCCCUUGAUUUUGUGAAUUAGUUAAUUCUCAGAAAACCAGAGAGAAGAUUGGGUAGCAAUGGAAUUGAAGAAAUCUUACAUCAUCCUUGGUUAAAAGGUUACCCCUGGGAUGAUUUAUUAAAGAAGAAAGUUUAGGCACUUUAUGUACCUGGAGCCGUUGAUGAUAACUUUGAUUUCUAAAAUCAGAUUUCAGAAGAAACACAAUUAAAUGAUGAAUAAUAGCUAGAAAAUUAAACACUCUUACGAAGAGAUACUGUUCAAUCGUUAUUUGAAGGAUAUCAUUAUGACAUAGAACUAAAGAAUAUUUAACAUCAACAGACUUAAAAGAAUCAUUCACAAAGAAAAUCAUAACCUGUUUCUCCAGAAAAAAAAGCAUGA
Paramecium tetraurelia is the source of this 1923-nucleotide messenger RNA. RefSeq lists its product as uncharacterized. The record is from RefSeq and is a predicted model, not a curated record. Gene Ontology annotation, molecular function: protein serine/threonine kinase activity; ATP binding. The transcript is spliced from 6 exons. Gene Ontology annotation, biological process: intracellular signal transduction; peptidyl-serine phosphorylation. Lineage: Eukaryota; Ciliophora; Oligohymenophorea; Peniculida; Parameciidae.